Molecule: messenger RNA, 3634 nt
Organism: Hordeum vulgare subsp. vulgare (domesticated barley)
Lineage: Eukaryota; Viridiplantae; Streptophyta; Magnoliopsida; Poales; Poaceae
Product: disease resistance protein RGA5-like
Exons: 7
Coding region: 393-3170 (925 amino acids)
Biological process (GO): defense response to other organism
Molecular function (GO): ADP binding
Source: RefSeq, a predicted model, not a curated record
GCUGCUUACACAGUGACAGUCCCCACAUUUACUGCUGAGCCCGAGUGAAUGUGCAAGCCUACGGAGACGAGAUGGCCACAGGCACAAAUGACUCCAGAUCCACAAUAAUACUUGGUGCUUCUUUCCUUGGUCUCCGGCUCUCUGCGGCGACUACAGCGGUCUCCUCCCCAUCUGCGACGGCGACGGCGCCAAAGAGCUGGAUCUGUUGAACACUCUCGCUCAGCAGAGGGAAUUUCGAACUGGAGGUGGAGAGUUGCUCUUCAGUGUUGGAGAACUGGAUCUAUUGUCCAGCAGUUCGUUUUAGGAGCUGUUGGAAAGGAUCCUGCAAAUUGGAGUUGAAGGAGCUGCUAUUCAGGAAGGUCAACCCAAGGACAGUGCUAUAGCGUUGAGAUAUGGAGGCUGCUGCUGGGGCGUUGAGCCCUGUUCUCCGUAAGCUCGGUGAGCUGCUCGCCGGAGAAUACAACCUGGAGAAGCGAGUAAAGAAAAGUGUACAGUCGCUUCUUACAGAACUAGAGAUGAUGCACGCUGUACUUCGUGAGGUUGGCAAGGUGCCGUCGGAUCAGCUCCAGGGGCCGGUCCGGAUUUGGGCUGGCAAGGUGAGAGACCUGUCUUGCGACAUGGAAGACGCUGUUGAUGACUUCCUGGUGCGUGUAGGUGAGGGUUCAUGCAGCAAGCCAACGGACAUGAGGAGUCGAGUCAAUAAGUUCCUCAAGAAGACCACCACAUUAUUUGGUAAGGGCAAAGCACUUCAUCAAAUCUGCGAUGCUAUCAAAGAAGCUCAGGAUCUUGCAAAGGAGUUAGCGGAGCUACGUAAAAAGUAUGAGCUUGACAUGCGUAGCAUUAGCAAUGGUGCUAUCGUUGACCCUCGUGUGCUAGCUCUGCAAAAGGAUGCAGGGGAGCUUGUCGGACUUGACCGCACAAGGGAUGACCUUAUUAAAACACUGGUUUGUGAGGAUGGGAGUUCCAAGGAGAAAUUGAAGACAAUCUCUAUUGUUGGUGUUGGUGGGCUGGGCAAGACAACCCUCACCAAAGCAGUUUUUGAGAAGAUCAAAGGCGAAUUCGAUUGUGCAGCGUUUGUCCCCGUGGGUCAGAACCCAGAUAUCAAGAAAGUUUUCAAAGACCUACUCUAUGGGCUCGACAAAGAGAAGUUCAAAGACGUUCAUAAUACAAAAAGGGAUGAGAAACUACUCAUUGAGGAGCUCAGUGAAUUCCUUGUGGACAAGAGGUACCUCGUCGUAAUUGAUGAUAUAUGGGAAGAGGAAAUAUGGAGAUUUAUUAAUUGUGCUUUGUGUAAAAACAAACUCCAUAGUCGGGUAAUCACAACAACCCGCAAUGUGAGUGUGUCCCAAGCAUGUCUCUCUUCUAGUGAUGACAUGAUUCACAAAAUGGAGCCUCUUUCUGAUGAUGACUCUCUGAUACUCUUCCACCGAAGAAUAUUUCAAAGCGAGGAGAAAUGUCCAGAAGAUUUGCAAGUAGUAUCGAGAGAGAUAUUGAAGAAAUGUGGUGGUGUACCAUUAGCCAUAAUUACAAUAGCUAGCCUCCUAGUUAGCAACCAAAGGAUAAAGCACAAAGAUGAAUGGAUGCAUGUGCACAAUUCAAUGGGCCGUGGAGUUACACAAGGUGGUAUCGUGAAGGACAUGAAGAGGAUAUUAUCACUCAGCUAUUAUGAUUUGCCAUCCCAUCUGAAGCCUUGUUUAUUAUAUCUAAGCAUCUUUCCUGAAGACUUGGAGAUUAAAAGGGAUUGGCUGAUAUGGAGGUGGGUUGCUGAAGGGUUUAUCCAGUGUGACAAAAAAGAAAACAGGCUGUUUGAGAUUGGAGAGAGCUACUUUAACGAGCUAUUGAAUAGGAGCUUGAUCCAGCCAGCAGAAAUCAAUUGGGAAGGAACGGUAGUAACUUUCCGUAUACAUGAUAUGGUGCUUGAUCUUAUCUGCUCACUGUCAAGUGAAGAGAAUUUUAUCUCCAUAUUGAAUAAUGAUGAGUGGCAUGCACCUAAUCUGCAAAGGAAAUUUCGCAGGUUAUCAAUUCAUAAUAUCAAUGCAAAGGUUCAGAACCAUCAGUUUGACAGCACUAGCCUGUCAAAAGUGAGGACCUUUGCUGUUUUCUCUCCUGUUACCUGUGAUUGGUUGCCACCUAUCCCAAGCUUCCAAUUUUUACGUGUGCUGGAUCUUGGAAAUGGUGACGGACGUGAAAGUAGCUCUGGUAUCAGCCUCAAGUAUGUAGGGAAUUUAAUUCACCUAAGGUACCUAGGGCUAAGGAAUGCUGAUGUUCAGGAACUCCCAUUGGACAUAGGCAAACUGCAGCUUUUGCAGACACUGGAUAUAAGAGGCACUAAUAUAAAAAAUUUACCUGCAAGUGCUGUUCAGCUCACAAAUUUGAUAUGCCUACGUUUCUACAACGACUUGGUGCUGCCAAGAGGAAUGGGGAACUUGACGUCCCUCGAAGUGCUGGGCAGAGUAAGAUUAUCCCCGUCUCCUCACAUUGCGAAAGAGUUGAGUCAUCUGACAGAGCUUAGGACAUUGAGUAUUAACUGUGUGAACAUGAAUGGGGAUCUGAUUGAUACAUUAAUCAAGUCUCUAGGGAACCUGCAGAAAUUGCAUAAUUUGUGUAUUGAUCGUGGUGGCAGAUUGAUAGAUCGAAUGCGUGAAAGCUGGGUGCCCCCUCCACACCUCCGUAGUUUUCAGUCACCGAAUCACAUUAGAUCUGGGUGGUUCUCGAUACUUCCAAAGUGGGUUAAUUCAAGAUCGCUUCCCCACCUCUCCACCCUGUCAAUAGUUGUCAAAGAACUGCAAGGGGAUGAACUUCAGAUCAUCGGGAUGCUGCCUGCUCUUCGGUUUCUGGAUCUCCAUGCAUGGUACGUGCUGGGAGAGUUGGUUGUGAGGGCCGAUGCAUUCCCAUCUGCGAGAUGCUGCAAGUUCCAUGGGUUUCUGACUUCGCCAGGCCUUUUCCCACCUGGAGCUAUGCCAAGGGUUCAAAGGCUUCGGUUCUGUGUCUCUGCACGGUCGAUCACGAGUGGUGAGGUUGACUGCGGCAUGGGGCACCUCCCUUCUCUCGAGCAUGUUCAGGUUUCUCUGCGGCCGCAGAAUUCCAGCGAUGAAGAGAUGGAGACAGCCAAGACUUUGCUGAGGCGCGCAGCAGAAGCCCAUCCUAAAAGUCCCACCAUUCUAAUCUAGUGCUGACGUGUCUGUGCGCCGGUAAGGCCUUGAAUAAAAUACAGGAGUCAGAAAGGUACUAAUAAUUCCAUCAGUUGCCGCAACUCCCAAUAAACGAUGGCUCAUUCCCUCCAAGGGCUUCAAAAAACAGUCAGGUACUAGUAAUUCCAUCAGUUGCCGUGGAUGAUGCUGUUCCAACAUUUCGAUAGGCAACAAACAAAUUCACUGUACCGUUGCAGUCACCAGCAACUCACUGUACAUAUGUUCAGAUUUUGUCCUUUGCCAAACGGAGGCUUCCGCGUGAUUGUUCAUGAUGAACUGUUCAUUUCUCCUGCAUUUACUCGUACAAUAAAAUGUUGCAUUCAGUUGGCACUGUUUGUAGCAGUACUGCCUCUACGUUUAUUUGAUUGUUUAUUUAAUUAACUGUUCACAUACAGCAUUGUUUUGUUUGUACUGGCUUAUUAAUGAAGAGAUGAUUGAACUUC